UAGACACUCACUGUAGGAAUAUUUAAGAAACCGUUAGUAGAGGUAUGGUGGGGACUGAGGCCGAGGACAUUCACUGAAUAUUCUUGUGUAACCUUCUAAAAGAAAAAUAAAAAUCUGAGAAAUGAAUUAGUUCGCUAAAAAACCUUUUUUAAAACAUCAGGUCACUGGACGGGCCUUCUUUCGGGGAUUGAGAAGAGGACGUUUGUUCGGACCGCCCCUGAUUCCUGGCCCUGUGGCCACUCUCCAGUGUCCCUCUCCGCCGCGCGCCCGCGCAGCCGCCUCACCUUUCACCCGCCAGAUCUGAGCGCGGACGCCGAAGCAGCUGCGGCCAUCUUAAUUAUGGGCAAGAGGCCCUUGCAAGGCCACCGGCAGAACAGCAAGGGAAGACAACUCGAGGGGGUAAUAAACCAGAUCAUCAAAGCCUUUCUCUAACAUGGACGGUAGAGUGCCACGGCCUCUUCUGAGGGCGCCUUUUUCUCGGCCCACGGAACAAUGAGUUCGGUUAACAGGCUGUUUCCCGCCGUCCUAGAGGGGCCCCACUACAAGCUACUUCCGGUCGCCUGGGCCCGGAGGGACCCACCCCCGCCCUGCACCGGAGGCCGAGUCGCUAGAGUCUCUCCCGGGAGAAGUGUGGGUGGCCGAAUGACUCCACCCUGGGCUCCCAGCGGUGUCGGUGAAGAACGGCGGGAAGAAGGCUUCCGAGGCACCAAGCCAGCCCUCAUCUCCUGGGUGGAGGAAGAGGCAGAAAUGUGGGGUCCAGAUGCCGGGCCGCCUGAGAUGGGAGAGUGUCUUACAGAAGCAGACACAGGUUCCAGAAACCAGCCAGAAAAAGGAGAGAGAGGAGGGAGGGAGGCACUGGGGAAGAUCCUUUCUGUGGACGCUCAGCUUCCCGAGCUGACGGCUCUCAAACCCCUCUCUGCUGGCUUUCCUUACGGUUGCCAGCAACCACCGAAGGUGCCUCGCCGGGGUCGCCCGCCACUCUCUGCCCACCCCCCGGUCCCCAGAGCCGAUCGGCGGCAUGGCUGCUACGUGUGCGGGAAGAGUUUCGCCUGGCGCUCCACCCUGGUGGAGCAUCUCUACACCCACACCGGCGAGAAGCCCUUCGGCUGCCCGGACUGUGGCAAGGGCUUCAGCCAGGCGUCCUCUCUGAGCAAGCACCGGGCCAUCCACCGUGGGGAACGGCCCCACCGCUGCCCGGACUGCGGCCGGGCCUUCACGCAGCGCUCGGCCCUCACCACCCACCUCCGGGUCCACACGGGCGAGAAGCCCUACCGCUGCGCCGACUGCGGCCGCUGCUUCAGCCAGAGCUCCGCCCUCUACCAGCACCAGCGGGUCCACAGCGGGGAGACCCCCUUCCCCUGCCCGAACUGUGGCCGCGCCUUCGCCCACGCCUCCGACCUCCGGCGCCACGUGCGCACCCACACCGGCGAGAAGCCCUACGCGUGCCCAGACUGCGGGCGCUGCUUCCGGCAGAGCUCGGAGAUGGCCGCCCACCGGCGCACCCACAGCGGCGAGCGCCCCUACGCCUGUCCUCAGUGUGGCAGGUGCUUCGGCCAGAAGUCGGCCAUGGCCAAGCACCAGUGGGUCCAUCGUCCAGGGGCGGGGGUGCGCAGGGGUGGGGGUGCCGCUGGGCUGCCUGUGUCCCUGGCCUCUGCCCGAGGGGACCUGGACCCCCCCGUGGGCUUCCAGCAUUACCCAGAGAUAUUCCAGGAGUGUGGGUGAUGGCUUCAUGGGUGACAAGGCCAAGGGUGAAGAUGUAGACAUUGUUUGAGGCCCAAGAUGGCCUCAGGGGCCUCAAACUCAGGCAACUCCGGGGAGGUCACAAAAUUCCCAGAGGGCGCUGAACCUGGGGGUGGGGGGUGAGGACCACUUUAUCUUAGGCCUUCACCAGUUUCAUCUGCUGAGACCUUGUCCCCUGUGGUCCCAGACUCUAGAGCCCCCUUUGCUGAGUCAGGGCAGAGGUAAGAACCCCCACUAGACUUCCACUAUGGGGAAAGGCUGUUUCUCAGUUUAGGUAUAAGAGGACUGAAGUGGAGAAUUUUGUUUUAUCCACUGACUUGACUGCAGAAGUUAAAAACUGAUGGCCAGGUACUGAAUCUGGUCUCCCAACAGCCUUUUACAAUACAUGUAUUUUUAGACCAGCCAGCAUUUUUAAGUGUUAUGAAUUAUUGGUUAAGAUGUAAAAAUCAGGCUAUUUCACACAAAAAACCAAGUUUCUGGCUUCUUGAAAAAAAUCCAAAGAUUUGGCGACUUGACCUGAGUUCCCACAAAGCCACAAUUGACAGGAGCUGAGAGGCCCCUUUGAAUGGAGCCCAGGCUCUUCAGUUCAGCCCACCUGCCAGCUCCUUAAGCACCUCCUGACCAGUGUCAGCUGCCACUUGUCAUGGCUGUCUCUGGCAAAGCAGGCCCUCUCUAUCUGGCAUUUUCUACUCAUUUACAUGACCUGUUGGACUCCUGUAGUCAUUUUUUAAAAAUGUAUUUUUAAUACAUAAAAAUAUAUAUUUAUUUUAUUUAUUUGGCUGGUCUUAGUUGCGGCAUGCAGGAUCUAGUUCCCCAACCAGGGAUCAAACCCGAGCCCACUGCACUGGGAGCACUGAGUCUUAGCCACUGGACCACCAGGGAUACCCCUUCCUAUAGUCAUUUGAGUUUACAAACUGUAGUCUAUGGCAUUCAGUUGUUCUUGAAUCAGGGAUUCAGGUAGACAGCACAUUUGUGAAAGGGCAGGAGGAGAGAAGUAAAAGCGGGCUUUUAUGUUAGAUCUUGGCGCGUAUUGCAUUUUAUGGUUUAUAAAGGACUGUCUUGUCCAUCAACUCAAUUCACCCUCAUAAUUGCCUAUGGAAGGAAGCAUCUGCUUGGAGAGGACAGAUCUUCAGGAAGAGGCAGUUAGGACUGAAUCUUCUCAAUAUUUAUUUAUUUGGCUGCAUUGGGUCUAGUUGUGGCACACAAGCUCAGUAGUUGUAGGGUGCAGGUUUAGUUGCCCUGUGGUAUGUAGGAUCUUUGUUCCCAGGCCAGGGAUUGAACCUGCAUCCUCUCCAUUGGAAGGUGGAUUCUUAACCAAUGGACCACCAGGGAAGUUCCAGGACUGAAUCUGUUGCCCCAAACAAGUGGUGUCUCCACCUCGGCACCCCUCAGCUGCCCUGCACUUCCUGUUUUUGAAGGAGAAGGACCCAACAGCCCCUGCGAUAUGCUGGAUCUUUGUUCCCUUCUUGGGCCUCCCUGGGAGAGCCCUAUGGCUUAGGCUUUGCCACUUUAGGCUCAGUUGGGAAGGCCUCAUUACAUUUUUUUUUAAUGGCUUUAUUUCAUUUAAUCUUUUGCUCUAUGGCAUGUAGGAUCUUUAUUCCCUGAGCAGGGAUCAAACCUGUGCCCCUUGCAUAGGAAGCGCAGAGUCUUAACCACUGGACCACCAGGGAAGUCCCUCAUCACAUUUUUGAACUGAAAGAGAUCUUACGCUUUCCAUCCUUUUGCAGUUGGGGACACAGACUGGGAAAGACUGAGCAACCUGCCCAAGAUCUCACACAGGGUGAGAGACACUAGGAUUCUUGGUUUCCUUCUGUCUUUACCACACCACUCCUGAGUUCCUUGCCAGCGUCUCAGCCAGAGUUCUGGAGGCAUUUCCCAGAUAGGGACAGAGCAACCCAGUGUGAGUGAAGCCCAGGUACAGGAUGAGUGACAAAGCCAACAAGGCAAGGGAAAAACCAGCGUGAGAGGAGAGUUCCAGGGCCAACAAAAUCAAAGCUUGCAUCUUCACUCUCUAGGAUCUCCAUCACCAGCAAAGCGGGACCAGAACAGGAACAUCUGGGGUCAGUAGCCAGAGGGAAUUGUGCUUGUCUAUAUUCCCAAGCUCUGCACAGAAUCCCUCCUCCAUCACCCUGCGACUCCAUUAUUCAUCUACCACUCACUUCUUUGGUCAGAGUCCAGCAUUGCCCAGGUGAUGGAAGCAGCCAGCCAUGGACAGACAGACUUUCCUGCCACUGGUCAGGACAACCUUUCACCUCAAGUAGGAUUAGCAAGGGCUUAUGUCCUCGGUUGCCUUCUGACAGCUCAGCCCUGUGUCUGGCCUAACUUAGGAAGAAACCAGAUUUGUCAACCUAAAGGAACUUCUGAAGGAAGAGGUUGAAAAUUUUGGGGAAAGACACUGUUUAGGUAAACUGAUGAACUGACUUGAUUCCAACCUAACUGGCUCCACCAAGACCUCUCUUAGCCUUAAGUUCACUUGGAGAAUUUGCCAACUGUCACAAGGGAGAUGUGGGAGUGAGGAGAGACACCUUGGCAGUAGCAUCUACCUUUUAAUACCCUAAAGAAGCCAUCCUUCUGCCCUUCAGCACUGCCUGAGGAACACACAGCCUGCAAUACCAGUUCUCAGCUCAGCCUCAAAGCCAGAUCUAGACCCUGCCCUGAG
Messenger RNA from Dama dama (fallow deer), 4399 nucleotides. It is a transcript of the gene ZNF764, whose product is annotated as zinc finger protein 764. The transcript is spliced from 3 exons. The record is from RefSeq and is a predicted model, not a curated record. Gene Ontology annotation, biological process: regulation of transcription by RNA polymerase II. Gene Ontology annotation, molecular function: RNA polymerase II cis-regulatory region sequence-specific DNA binding; DNA-binding transcription factor activity, RNA polymerase II-specific. The coding region runs from base 493 to 1722 and encodes 409 amino acids. Gene Ontology annotation, cellular component: PcG protein complex; transcription regulator complex; nucleus. Lineage: Eukaryota; Metazoa; Chordata; Mammalia; Artiodactyla; Cervidae.